Chilo suppressalis (striped riceborer) is the source of this 3721-nucleotide messenger RNA. The record is from the annotation of a GenBank genome assembly. NCBI's taxonomy places the organism in Eukaryota, Metazoa, Arthropoda, Insecta, Lepidoptera, Crambidae.
UCAGAGUUGUGUGGGUCCGGCCGUCCGCGUGGAGCGGCGGGCGCGCGCGGUGAGUCAUGUGAGCGAGUGUCGGCGCGGGCGGUGCUGGUGGCGCGGGCGGCGCGGGCGGCGCGGGAGGCGGCGGCAUGCCGGGCGGCCGCCGGGGGCUCGUGGCCCCGCAGAACACCUUCCUCGAGAACAUCAUCCGGCGCUCCAGCUCCCAGCCAGACAGCAGUUUCCUGCUGGCGAACGCGCAGAUCGUCGACUACCCCAUCGUGUACUGCAACGAGACCUUCUGCAAGAUGAGCGGCUACAACCGCGCCGAGGUUAUGCAGAAGUCCUGCAGGUGCGCGUGGAUGUACGGCGAGCUGACGGAGAAGGAGGCGGUGGAGCGAGUGGACCGCGCGCUGGACCACCACCUCGCCGACCAGUUCGAGAUCCUGCUCUACAAAAAGAACCGCACGCCGCUAUGGCUGCUGGUGCAGGUGGCGCCGAUCCGCAACGAGCGCGAGCUGGUGGUGCUGUUCCUGCUCACGUUCCGCGACAUCACCGCGCUCAAGCAGCCCAUCGACGCCGACGACCCCAAGGGAGGCCUGUCGAAGUUCGCGAAGCUGGCGCGGUCGGUGACGCGGUCGCGGUCGGUGCUGGUGUCGGCGCUGCCGGCGCUCAAGGAGCCGCAGCGGCAGAGCCACCUGGCGCAUGUCAGUACCAACGCACCGCAUGUGAUGUCUCUGUCAGGCGACGUGCUACCGCAGUACCGACAGGAGGCCCCGAAGACGCCGCCGCACAUCCUGCUGCACUACUGCGCCUUCAAGGCCAUCUGGGACUGGAUCAUCCUGUGCCUCACCUUCUACACCGCCAUCAUGGUGCCCUACAACGUGGCCUUCAAGAACAAGACGAGCGAGGACGUCUCCCUGCUCGUCAUCGACUCCAUCGUCGACGUCGUGUUCUUUAUAGACAUCGUGCUCAACUUCCACACCACGUUCGUUGGCCCCGGCGGCGAGGUGGUCAGCGACCCCAAAGUCAUCAGGAAGAACUACUUCAAGUCCUGGUUCCUCAUCGACCUGCUCUCGUGCCUGCCGUACGACGUGUUCAACGCUUUCGACCACGACGAGGAUGGUAUCGGCAGCCUGUUCAGCGCGCUGAAGGUGGUGCGGCUGCUGCGGCUGGGGCGCGUGGUCCGCAAGCUGGACCGCUACCUGGAGUACGGCGCGGCGAUGCUCAUCCUGCUGCUGUGCUUCUACAUGCUGGUGGCGCACUGGCUGGCCUGCGUGUGGUACAGCAUCGGCCGCUCCGACGCCGACUCCGGCCUACAAUACUCGUGGCUGUGGAAGCUGGCCAACGUCACGCAGACGCCCUACUCUUACGUGUGGUCCAACGAGUCCGACGGGCCCGAGCUGGUGAACGGGCCCUCGCGCAAGACCAUGUACGUGACCGCGCUCUACUUCACCAUGACCUGCAUGACCUCCGUGGGCUUCGGCAACGUCGCCGCCGAGACCGAUAACGAGAAGAUCUUCACCAUCUGCAUGAUGAUAGUGGCAGUAUCGGAGUACCUACGGGAUGCUCUGAUUGGUAGUCGUAAUCAUCAGCGACUUACCGCUGAGUUCCGCUGUGUUGCAGCGCUGCUGUACGCGACGAUAUUCGGGCACGUGACCACCAUCAUCCAGCAGAUGACGUCGGCGACGGCCAAGUACCACGACAUGCUCAACAACGUGCGCGAGUUCAUGAAGCUGCACGAGGUGCCCAAGGCGCUGAGCGAGCGCGUCAUGGACUACGUGGUCUCCACGUGGGCCAUGACCAAGGGGCUCGACACUGACAAGGUGCUAAACUACUGUCCGAAAGACAUGAAGGCGGAUAUCUGCGUGCACCUGAACCGCAAGGUGUUCAACGAGCACCCGGCGUUCCGUCUGGCGUCGGACGGGUGCCUGCGCGCGCUCGCCAUGCACUUCCAGAUGUCGCACUCCGCGCCCGGCGACCUGCUCUACCACACCGGCGAGUCCAUCGACUCGCUCUGCUUCAUCGUCACCGGCAGUCUUGAGGUCAUUCAGGACGACGAGGUCGUCGCCAUUCUUGGUGCCGCGGUGGGGCAGUCGGCCGCCAACGUGCGCGCGCUCACCUACUGCGACCUGCACACCAUCAAGCGGGACCGCCUGCUCGAGGUGCUGGACUUCUACCAGGCCUUCGCCAACAGCUUCGCGCGCAACCUCACGCUCACCUACAACCUGCGACACCGGCUCAUCUUCCGGAAGGUGGCGGACGUGCGCCGCGAGCGCGAGCUGAUGGAGCGGCGCAAGCGCGAGCCGCAGCUGGAGCAGGCGCAGGACCACCUCGUGCGCAAGAUCUUCUCGCGCUUCCGACGCGAGCGAUCCGUCGCCGCCGCGCCCUCCCCCGCGCCCGCCCGCACCGCGCCCUCCCCCUCCCCCGCCCCCGCCCCCUCCCCCGCCCCCGCCUCCGACCCCGAGCGCGGGGAGCACGCCGCCCCGGCACCCGCGCCUGCUAGCGUAGUAGCGCGCGGCAAGUGGGGCCGCCUGCUCGCCAGUGGCGGCUCCCUGGACGCCGGCGCUGCUCCUGCGGCCAACGCGACGGCGACGACGACCGCGACGAGCGCGGGAGCGGAGGCGGCGAGGAGCGCGUUCGCCAGGAGCCUGAGCACGAGGGACCGCCCCGCCACAGUAGACUCCGCCCCUGCGCCGACUCUCACACUCAAAGCACAGUUCGCGAAAACGCGUUCUGCGAGUGCCCUAGUGAGUAGCACGAGCGCUCGCCAGGACACCAUCGAGGAGGAGCUGGACGAUCGCCGCGUCUCCUCACUAGCGCCCGCGCCCGCCCCCGCCCCCGCCCCCUCGCCCUCCCCCUCCCCCGCCGGCGCCUCCGCCCACGACGCGGCUCUCAAUGAGCUGCGGCGGGACGUGCGCAACGAGGUGCAACGGUUGCAGCAGAAGCUGGGCCGCGUGGAGGAUUUGCUGACGAUGUUGGCGGCGCGGCUGGGCGCGGACCCGGACGCGACCGCGCCCGCCGCCGCCACCGCGUCCGCGCCAUCAUCCGCGCACGCAUCCACCGAGGACGACAGGCCGCGCGCCGCCGUGGCCGCCGAUGUCGCCGCGCUCAGGAAGAGACGAUCCAAGGCGAGGAGUAAGGGUGCGGCGCCGCAAGUGCCGACGCCCACCACGCCCACAGAGGCGGACGGUGUUGAAGCAGGCGCGGGCGCAGGUGGUGCGGGUGCAGCGGCGCGGCGGAGAGAGUUCGUGUAGCGCGCGGCGGCGGCCGAGCCCUCCCCCGCCCGGCCGCCUGCCGACACCGCCGCGCCCGCGCCCGCGCCCGCGUCCGAGCCCGCGCGGUGAGGGCCCGCGCCUGUACAUAUCCUCGCCAUUCGACUCGCAGCACGCGCCUCGCGAGAUUGGACUCGAGCGCGAGUUGUGUUUUUCUACUGACUUCCCGGAUCGUGCGCUCCGGACCUUCGAAGUGAAUCGUACGUUAACGUUUAUGAUCCCUUGAUCUCGGUUGUUUUAAGCGACACCCUUAACGAGAAGCAGCACCGCGUUUGUUUAUGAUGUAAAUGUGCGUUCGUUCGGCGAUGUAUAGCGGUCGGGCGCGUUCGUCGGCGCGCAUGCGCAUGCAUCGCUCCGCCCGGCGGAGGACGCUCGUGGCCGCUCGUUGUUAUGUUUUGAAAGUUUAUCGCGUAGCACUCGACGCUCUCGGCUCGCCGCCCGCGGCCCGGCCGCCGGCGAUCCAACCCAUUGUC